UGGAAUGUUUGGUGAACCAAGUAAUCCAGGAAUAGGAUGCAGCACUCCUACAGUUCCGACAGUUAGUCCUAACCUAUGUGAAGAAGAUUCUGGAUGUCCAGGAAAUUCGGCUUGCAGAAUAAACAAUGAAGGUUUUAACGAGUGUAUAGAUGUAUGUUCAAAUGUUCAUUGUGGUCCAAAUGCUCAAUGUAUUGGUAGAAGGCAUCAAUAUUUUUGUGAAUGCGUACCUGGAUAUUCCGGAAAUCCUAAUGAUAUACAUGCUGGUUGUACAUUAAUAAGGUUUGAUAGAUGUACAUCUAGUAUUGACUGUCCAGAUACACAUGUUUGUGUAGUUAUUAGAGGCGAUGCCUACAAAGAAUGUGUUCAUGUUUGUGAAGAAAAGCAAUGUGGAGAUAAUGCUCAAUGUACUGGACGAAAUCAUAGACUUAUAUGUGAAUGUGCAUCUGGAUUCACCGGUAAUCCAUAUGAUUUGAAUGUAGGAUGUAAAUUACCUCCUCGUGAUCUAUGCACACAUGAUGCUGAUUGCAGUGGAGAUGAAAUCUGUAGACCUACUGAAAGUGGGGUUAAAGAUUGUAUUCGUGUUUGUCCUCAACAUAACUGUGGAUUAAAUGCUCAUUGUAUUGGAAAAUUACAUAGACCGAUAUGUGAAUGUAAUACUGGAUAUCUUGGAGAUCCAAAUGAUUAUCAUAUUGGAUGCCAACCACCAUCUCCAAAUAUAUGCGAGGUUAACAGAGAUUGUCCAGAAUAUAAAAUCUGUAGAUCAAAUGAAAAUAAUAUAAAGGAUUGUUUUGAUGUCUGUAAAAGUACACGUUGUGGACCAAAUGCCCAAUGUAUAGGACGAGCACAUCAACCAGUUUGUGAAUGUAAUCCUGGAUACACUGGAAAUCCAGUUGAUUUUCUCCAUGGUUGCAAGCCACCAAUUGUUGAUGGAUGUCAAAUAAAUGCAGAUUGUAAUGUUGAUCAUGUUUGCCAAUUGACAUCAAAUGGUAUUAGAGAUUGUGUCAGUGUCUGUCAAAAUAGAAAAUGUGGUCCUAAUGCAUUAUGUAUUGGUCGAAAUCAUCAUGCAAUUUGUGAAUGUCCUACUGGUUUCGGUGGUGAUCCUCAUAAUAUGCAGAAAGGAUGUCAACCAAAUCGCUGUGAAACUGAUCAUGAUUGUCCGGAUAGCGAUAUUUGUAAAAUGAGUAGACAGGGAUUCAAAGAUUGCUUUAAUGCAUGUAGAGGCAAAAGAUGUGGACAGAAUUCUGAGUGUAUAGCCACUAAUCAUCAACAUCAUUGUGAAUGUAAAGCAGGGUUUGAAGGAAAUGCUGAAAGUUUACAAAUAGGAUGCCGUCCUCGAGACAUCUGUAAAUCAGAUAGUGACUGUAGCAGUUCCGAAAUCUGUAGAACUAAUCAGCGAGGUAUAAAGGACUGUAUAGAUGGUUGUGUUGAAGUCUUAUGUGGGAAGAAUGCCUUAUGUUCUGUAUCAAAUCACAUUGCAUUAUGUAAUUGUCUACCAGGCUAUUUUGGUGAUGCCUUUAAUAAAGAUUUAGGAUGUGAAAGACAACCUGAACAUAUUUGUGAAACUGAUCACCAAUGUCCUUCAAAUUCUAUUUGCCGACUAAAUAAUCGUGGAAUUAAAGAUUGCUUUGAUGGUUGUGAAAGUGUUCAUUGUGGUGUAAGAGCAAAAUGCAUAACAGAAAAUCAUCAGUCUCAGUGUGUUUGUGUAGAUGGCUUUGUAGGAAAUCCAUAUGAUCUAGUCAAGGGAUGUGAAUUACCUCAUGAAUGUGUGGGAGAUAGUGGAUGCUCUCAUGAUCAAGUCUGUCGACCUGGCACAGAUGGAAUAAGGAGAUGUGUCUUUGUGUGCCUUUAUGCAGAUUGUAGCCCAACCGCUGAAUGUAUUGCACAGAAUCAUGUUGCCAUCUGCCGUUGCCCUGCCGGAUACACUGGAGAUCCACUUGAUGUACAUGAUGGCUGUAAAUUGAUCAAACCUAAUAAAUGUGAGGAUGAUAGUUAUUGUCCAAUGACCCAUGUGUGUCGACAUGUUCCCGAAGGAAUUUUAGAUUGUGUUGAUGCUUGUUCUUUCCUUCAAUGUGGACCUAAUGCCAAUUGCAUAGUAAGAAAUCAUCAUCCAACUUGUGAAUGUUUGCCUAAUCACAAAGGAAAUCCUUUCAAUUUGGUCAAUGGUUGUAGACCACCACCUAAAUUGGACGAAUGCCAACAUGAUACUGAUUGUAGAAGAACAAGUGAUGUGUGCAAAUCGGAUAACAGUGGCAUAAAGAAGUGUGUAGAUGCUUGUAAAUUUGUUACAUGCGGAGCAAAUAGCGAUUGUGUAGCAACUAAUCAUUAUCAUCAAUGCGUAUGUAGAGAAGGAUAUAUUAAAGAUCGCAAUGAUAUAAUGGCAUGCAUUUUAAAACCAGAAGAUGAAUGUAAAGCUGGUGCUGAAUGCCCUACAUUUGCAACUUGCAAAGCAGAUAAUCUUGGUGUUUUAACUUGUGCUGAGGUUUGUUUAGAUUUGUCAUGUUCACCAAAUGCCAAUUGUGUGGCAUUGAAUCAUAGAGGUAGAUGUCAUUGCGAAGAAGGUUACACGGGAGAUCCAAAUAGCCGUGAAGGAUGUAUUCCUAUUGAACGACAUGAAUGCGACAUUAGUUCUACCUGUGGUCUGAAUGAAGCUUGUUUGUCCGACAGAGAAGGAACGAGAAAAUGCACAGAUCCUUGUGAAUCCACAAAAUGUGGUCCUAAUGCCCUUUGCAUAACUAUUGAUCAUAAGGCACAAUGUCAGUGUCCAAAUGGAUUGUAUGUUGGUAAUCCUUACGACAUUACACAUGGAUGCCGGCAAGUUGAAUGCUUAUCCGACGAACAUUGCUCAGAUAAACGAUACUGUGCACCUGGAUAUCAUUGUGAAGAUCCAUGUGUUGAUACCUGUGGUGUAAAUUCAUUAUGCGUAGCUCAGAAUCAUAAAUCUGUCUGCCAUUGUCGACCGGGAUUUACGGGAGAACCUUAUACGCUUGGAUGUGAAGAAAUAAAGCAUUGUGAAUAUCAUCCCUGCCAUAUAACGGCAAAAUGCAUAGAUACACCUGGAAGUUAUAUUUGUCAGUGUCCGGAUAACUACAUAGGAGAUCCUUAUCAUGAAGGCUGCCGUCAUCCAAAUUCUUGUCCUAAUGGAGACAUAGACUGUGCUUCGGAAUCUGCUUGCCUAUCCGAUAUUGGCGGGGAAGCAAUGUGUAAAAAUCCUUGUGAUCACUUUAAUUGUGGACCUAAUUCUAUUUGUCGUGUGGUUAAUCAUCAGCCGCGUUGUGUCUGUCCAGAAGGUUUUCAUGGAAAUCCAAACCCACAAGAUGGUUGUAUUCGUGUUUCCGUAUUCUGUUCAAAAAGUGAUGAUUGCGGCGACCAUCAAGAAUGUGAUGAUAAGCAAUGCAGAUUAUUCUGCACUAAAAAUGAGGAGUGUGCAACAGGAGAGAGAUGUAUUGAUAAUCAUUGUGUACAGCCAUGUUUCUCACAUGUUGAUUGUCUGCAACAGGAAGCUUGUAUAUCUGCUGGAUAUUGCCAUCUCGGUUGUAGAAAUAAUAAUGAUUGCUUGUCUUCAGAAGCUUGUAUUCAAAACAGCUGCCAAAAUCCAUGUACUAUUAAGGGUAUAUGUGGCACGAAUGCUCUCUGUGAAGUUCGCCUUCACAAUGCCACUUGUAAAUGCCCUCCUGGUUUUGAAGGAACACCUUCACCAAUUCUUGGUUGUAAAAGAGUUGUGAGUAGUUGUUCACCUACUAGUCCUUGCCCGACGGGAUUGAUUUGCGUCGGAGAACGUUGCCGUGCACCAUGCAGUGAGUGCGUCGAUGGAGAAGUUUGCAUUAAUGGUGUCUGUAUGGUUAUAUGUUCUUCGGAUGGCAACUGUCCUGUACGUGAAGUCUGCAUUAAUCAAUACUGUCAAGUGGGUUGUCGUACAGAUGGAGACUGUCAAUUAAAUGAAUUAUGUACAAGCAAUCGUUGUCUUUGUAAACAGGGCUUUAUUUCUACACCACUUGGCUGUAAAGAUGAAGAUGAAUGUCUAUCUCAUCCUUGUCAUAGCACGGCCGUGUGUGUUAAUACACCCGGCAGCUUCUUCUGUCGUUGCAGAGAUGGCGAUAUCGGAGAUGGUUACACGGGAUGUCGAAGUCCUGGAGAAUGUCCAAACGGAAACGUGGAUUGUCCUCCAAAUUCUGCUUGCGGAAAAGAUGAAAAUGGUAUCCCCAAAUGUAUCGAUCCAUGUGGUGAAGAACCUUGUGGACCAAAUGCAAGAUGUUUGGUAUCAAAUCAUCAAUUUCAAUGUUCAUGUCCAAAAAUCGAUUUAUUCACUGGAGAUCCUUAUGAUAAACAUAAAGGAUGUAUCAAAGUGGAAUGUUUAAGAGAUACAGAUUGCCCAACAGAUAAACAAUGCAGAGAAUUUUAUUGCGAAAGUCCUUGCAGUGGUGUGGACUGUGGUCCUUAUGGAACUUGUGUGAUAAGAGACAGACAAGCAUUAUGCCGUUGUGAACCUGGUUACGAAAAUAACGGGCGGUUGAAUUGCAUUGAUAUCAAUGAAUGUAAGCAACAUCCCUGCCAUAGUAGCGCAGUUUGUGAAAAUACUCCCGGUAGUUUCAGUUGUCGUUGUCCUACUGGACUAGUCGGAGAUCCACUUCUUCAUCCUGGAUGUCACGAUCCUAAUAUGUGUCCGAGAGGCGACGAGGAUUGCCCAGAAACGGCUAAAUGCAUACGGAUAAACGGAGAACCAUUUUGCAAAGAUCCUUGUGAAAAUACUCUUGCUUGUGGAAGAAAUGCAGAAUGUAGAACGGUUAAUCAUGAACAUGUUUGUUCUUGUCCGCCACGAUAUACAGGAAAUGCUUAUUACAGAUGUGAUAAAUUGGAAUGUUUGAGAAAUGACGAGUGCAAGGAUCACGAGAUAUGCGAUCAGCAUCUUUAUAAGUGUAUUGAUGCAUGCAAGGCACCUACCGUUUGUGGUGAAAAUACAGUUUGCAUUCCUCAGUCGCACAGUUAUACUUGUAGAUGUAAAGACAGUUACUAUGGGGAUCCUGUUGCUGGCUGUAGAAAAAUUAUUACUUGUGAAGUCGAUCUUAAUUGUCCAUCUGGUGAAUUGUGUCAAAAAGGUGUAUGCAUGGUACCCUGUAAUUCUGACAGAGACUGUGGUCCAAAUGAUCGCUGUGACAAAGGAAGAUGUAUCUCUGUUUGCCGAUCAAAUAAUGAAUGUCCCCAAGGCCAAGCGUGUAGGGAAGGAACAUGUGAAACUGUUGAUCGAUGCGAAAAUGAUAAUAUAUGUGAUGAAUCUCUUGCCUGUCGCAGAGGAGAUCAAGGAUAUAUGGAUUGCUUGGAUCCGUGUGCCCUUACUGUUUGCGCUCGCAAUUCCAUUUGUUUAUCCAGAAAUCACGUUGCCGUUUGCCAAUGUCAAGAAGGAUACAUUGGCGAUCCAUUGAAUAGAGGAUGUGAUCCAGUGGAUUGUCAAAAGCAUGAAAAUUGUCACCAUAAUGAAGUUUGUGAAAAUUAUAAAUGUGUCGAUCCAUGUCAAUUGCAAAAUUUCUGCGGCAAUAAUGCGUACUGUGUUGCACAAGCUCAUUCUGCAGUUUGUCGUUGCCACGAAGGUUAUGAAGGUGAUCCUAUUGCUGGCUGUCGUUUAAUUGAUUAUUGUGCAAACAACCCGUGUCAUUCCAAUGCUAUAUGCAAAGUGAAAUUUGGUGGUUACGAAUGUCAUUGUCCUCCAGAAAGAAGUAUUGGUAAUCCAUAUGGUGAACCAGGAUGUCGAGGACCGAAUGAGUGUCCUAGUGGUAAUUCCGAUUGUCCUCCGACUGCUGCUUGUGAACGAGAUGAUCAUGGGCUUCUCAUGUGCAAAAAUCUCUGCCAGAAACCGGAUAUCUGUGGAUUAAAUGCACUCUGUCGUAUGGAGAAUCAUGCGGCUGUAUGUUAUUGCCCACCAGGUUUCACUGGAAACCCUCACGAUUUUACUCGAGGAUGCAUAAGAGUUCCUGAAGUAUGUAAUACUGAUCACGAUUGUUUAGGAGGAUUAGUUUGUGAAAACAGACGUUGUAGACCUCCGUGUCGCACCGAUAGUGACUGUGCUAUCCGAGAACUUUGUAGAGGCGGGCAUUGUGUUUUGGGCUGCAAAACAGACAGCGAUUGCUUGACUGGAGAAAUAUGUAUUGCGAAUAAAUGUAGCGUUGGCUGCAGGACCGAUAGUGAUUGUUUACGUACAGAAAACUGUUUAUCAAAUAGUUGUACAAGUAUAUGUGAAAGUGCAACAGCAUGUGGUACCAAUGCAUUAUGCAAAGUAUUAGAUCAUAGAAAAGAAUGUUAUUGUCUCCCUGGCUUUACAGGAAAUCCAACAAUUGCAUGCCAGAGAGUUCAACCAAUAUGCCAUAGUGAAGCCGACUGUCCUCCAAAUCAUUUCUGUCUUGAUGGAAAAUGCAGAGUUGAGUGCGUGACUGAUAAAGAUUGUAUUGCUGGGGAAAGAUGUUUCAGCAAUCAUUGUUUAUCGUUAUGUCGUCAUGAUGAAGAUUGUCAAUCAAAAGAAAUCUGUAUUCGAAAUAGAUGCCAAGUUGGAUGCAGAACAAAUGAGCAAUGCUUGGAUCAUCUUGCUUGUAUCAGUAAUCAGUGUAUAGAUCCUUGUCAAGCAAGUGCCACUUGUGGACCCAACGCAGAGUGCAAAGUCAUAAAUCAUCAGUCUAUCUGUACUUGUCUGACUGGCUUCAUUGGUCGACCUAAUGCAAACGUCGGUUGUAUUCGUCCGUUCGUUACUUGCACUACUUCUUCUGAAUGUCCGCCUGGUUCCGUUUGCUAUAACGGACACUGCAGUGUCACUUGUAUCGGUGUGCAAGACUGUGCUGUUAAUGAGAGAUGUGUUGACAGAAGAUGUCGCAUUCAGUGCUUUAGAGAUAGGGAUUGUCCUUCUGAAGAAAUAUGCGAACAGAAUGUUUGUCGUGUUGGAUGUCGUGCAAAUCAAAAUUGUCCNAGAUUUACUCUGCCUUUAUUACCUUGGCUAUUGAACAACUUUUAAAUAUUUGUUUUUAUUUCAGAUCCUUGUAGCAGUACUGCAAAAUGCGGUACAAAUGCAUUAUGUGAAGUCGUUAAUCAUGAAGUACAUUGCACCUGUCCUUCGGAAACAACCGGAGAUCCAUAUUCCGAGUGUAUUCGAGUUGCCGUUUACUGUAAGGCAGACGACGAGUGUGGGUUGGGAAGGUACUGCGAAGCUUCCGUCUGUAGAGUAACCUGCAGUAGUGAUAACAAUUGCUUUGAUAAUGAAAAAUGUAUUGAAAGAAGAUGCAGUGUAAUUUGCACGAGUGACAGAAGUUGUCCUAAUGGAUUUAUCUGUGAAUCAGGACAAUGUAUAGCUGGAUGUCGUGUCGAUUCCGAAUGUCAAUUUAACGAAGAAUGUAUCAGUCAUCAAUGUAUAAAUCCAUGUGCUAGUCCGGCAGCAUGUGGUAAAAAUGCUCAGUGCCAAACUUUAAAUCAUAGAGCGGUAUGUACGUGCCUACCAGAUUACACUGGUAAUGCAAGAGUAGAAUGUAGCAAAGUUGAUUGCAUCAUUGAUUCGGAUUGCGUUCAAGGAAAGAUUUGUCAAAAUUACCAUUGCAUAGUUGGAUGUCGUGCAAAUCAAAAUUGUCCUACUGACAAAGUCUGUGUAGAACGUCAAUGUCAAAAUCCAUGUUCCUUCAGUGACGUGUGUGGAGUUGGUGCAUUCUGUAGAGCCGAAAAUCACUUCCCCGAGUGCUAUUGUCCUGAAGGUUUAGAAGGAAAUCCUCUUUAUGAGUGUCGCGAAAAAGAAGAGGUAGAAUGCGAAUAUAACAGUGAUUGUCCACCUAAUCACAUUUGUAAAGACCAUAACUGUAUAAUUAAGGAAGAAUGUCAGACAGAUCACGAAUGCCCACAAAGUCACAUCUGUCAAGAUCAUAAAUGCUUCCUUGGUUGUCGUACCGAUGAAAAUUGUCCAUUAGAUCAGAAAUGUAUUAAUUCUCAGUGUCAGAAUCCAUGCCAUUUGAGAAGAGCCUGCGGAGAAAAUGCUAAAUGUGAACCAAUGCAUCACAGAGCCACUUGUACUUGUUUGCCAGGAUUCUCUGGUGAUCCAAGAAUUCGCUGCAAAGAAAUCAGUGGAACUUGUAGGAGAGACAGUGAUUGUCCGAUUGGACAGAAAUGUAUCCAAAAUAGUUGCGACAUUGUAAAAGGUUGCACCUCUGAUAAUGAUUGCCAUCAAGGACAGAUUUGUGAAAAUGCAGAUUGUAUAUAUGGAUGUCGAAGCAACAGCGAUUGCAGCUUUACUCGUGCUUGUAUUCGAUUGAAGUGUGAAAAUCCCUGUGAAGUUAAUCCUUGCGGAACUAAUGCAGAAUGUACUCCUGCGAAUCACAUGGAAAUAUGCAAAUGUCCUCCCGAUUACACUGGAGAUCCUAAGAGGCAUUGUACUGCAAUUCCCGUCGACUGCUACGUCGACAAAGAUUGCGGACCGGGAAAGAUGUGCAUCAGCAACAAAUGUGUCGUGGGUUGUCGAAAUCACAACUAUUGUCCUCUGGAUCAAGCUUGCAUUCACGGAAGAUGUAGCAAUCCUUGUCAGGUCCCUCACAGUUGUGGUGUCGGAGCUAUUUGUAGACCGUAUAACCAUCAGGUGGAAUGUACUUGCCCGACCAACUUUAAGGGAGAUGCAAAAGUUAGAUGUGUUCCGAAAGAAGAAGACAGAGUUCAGUGUCAUACAGAUAAUGACUGUCAUUCUGGUUUUGUUUGCAGAAAUAAUGUUUGCAUAUAUGAAGAGGUUGGAUGUAGAUCAGAUUCUGCUUGCAAUCCCGGAGAGAUAUGUGAAAACAAACAAUGCAUACCUGGAUGCCGUCAAGAUUCUGAUUGUACUUUUGAUAAGGCAUGUAGAAAUAGUCAUUGUAUAAAUCCUUGCACUUCUAGGGACUCUUGCGGUCAUAAUGCUCUCUGUCGUCCGGUCGUACAUCGACCUCACUGCACAUGUUUAGAAGGAUAUCGUGGAAAUCCUUACGACUAUUGUGAUAAGAUUCCUCCAAAGCCAUUUGUCGAAUGUAUUGCCGAUGUUGAUUGUAAUAUUGGACAUAUUUGUGAAACUUCACGUUGUACAGUUGGAUGUCGUACAGAUGAGAACUGCCCUUACGAUAAAGCAUGUAUUGCCAGGCAAUGUAAAAAUCCAUGUUCCUUCCCCGAUGCUUGUGGUAAAAAUGCAGAAUGCCUUCCAGUAAGACAUCAACCUAUAUGUUCCUGUCCUGCACCAUUAACUGGUGAUCCAAAUGUAAAAUGUGAAGAAUUACCAUCUAAUUUCUGUUUUGGAGAUUCCGACUGUGGUAUUGGAACUAUUUGUGAGAACAACGAAUGUAUAGAUGCUUGUCGUACUCACGAUACCUGUCCCUAUGACAAAGCUUGUAUCAACAGACGUUGUCAGAAUCCCUGCAGCUUUUAUAAUGCUUGCGGACGUAAUGCCGAAUGUUAUCCUGUCAAUCAUCAAGCCAACUGUAGAUGUCCUGAGAAUUUCAGAGGUGAUCCAAAACAUGGAUGUACAUUAGAUAGAGAAGAUGAAAGGUGUACAGUUGAUAGCGACUGCAAUCAACACGAAAUCUGUGAAAGUGGAAAUUGUAUUCCUGGUUGCAGAAAUGACUAUCAAUGUGAACCAGAUGAGGCCUGUUCAAAGAGAAGAUGUCAAAAAGUAUGUAGGUUGUCUAAUGUUUGUGGCAUAAAUGCAGAAUGUAGAGGCGAAGGACAUCGACCAAUUUGCUCGUGUGUUACUGGAUUUGUCGGUGAUCCAAAUGUAGAAUGUAAAAUAGUUCAGCCACCAGAAUGUCGAGUAGAUACGGACUGUCCCAUACAGCACAUAUGUGAAUAUGAACAUUGCAUCAUUGGUUGCAGAACUGAUCAGAAUUGUGCUCUGACUGAAGCUUGCAUCAAUAGAUUGUGUCAGAAUCCUUGCGGCCAAUACAGAGCUUGCGGAAGAAAUGCUAUUUGUAAACCAUUUAAUCACGAAGCCAAAUGUGCAUGUCCUCAUAAUUUCAAAGGAAAUCCAAAUGUUGUUUGCAGUCAGGAGGAUAUUAAAGAAUGUUAUGUUGAUCGUGACUGUUCUAUCGGUUUAAUGUGCGAAAAUCAUAGAUGUAUUGAGGGUUGUCGACAUGAUAAUAACUGUCCUCAAAAUCAGGCUUGCAUAAGCGGACGUUGUCAGAAUCCCUGCCUGUUACCGAGCAGUUGCGGAACAAAUGCCGACUGUUAUCCUUGGCAGCACAGACCGGUUUGCAGUUGCCCACCGAAUCAUCGUGGUGAUCCAUUAAUAUCUUGUACUCUUGUGCCUUCUGACUAUUGUGAACAUGAUCUUGAAUGUCCUGUAAGAAAAAUAUGUGAACAUAAUAAAUGUAUUGAUGGCUGCAGAACUCAUUACAGUUGUGGCUUUGAAGAAUCAUGUGUAAACAAAGCUUGCGAAAAUCCCUGCAAUAUUGCUGGCGUUUGUGGUCAAAACGCUCUAUGCAAACCUCUUAAUCAUGACAGAGAAUGCAUUUGUCUCCCCGGUCAUCAGGGUGAUCCUAGAGUGCAAUGCACAAAAAUUGAUUUCCAAGAAGUUUGUUUCCAUGACAAAGAUUGCACCGUUGGCUACUAUUGUGAACAUACGCGUUGCAUACCGGGCUGCAGGACGAAUGACAAUUGUCCCUAUGAUCAAAUGUGUCAUCAGCACGUCUGUAGGAAUCCAUGUGAGUUUAGUGCAGCUUGUGGAAGACAAGCCAUCUGUACCCCCAUUAACCAUCAUGCUCAUUGUAGUUGUCCGCCUGGAUAUACUGGUGACAAUCCACAAAUUGCAUGCGAAUUGAUUGCGGAACCAGGUUGUAGAAGAGAUUCCGAUUGUGCAGUCGGACAAAUAUGUUCAAAAUCAGAAUGUAUAUUUGGUUGUCGAACGCACGAUAACUGUCCAUUUGACAAAGCUUGUAUUAAUCGUGUAUGUCAGAAUCCUUGCUAUGUUGGAGAAUUGUGUGGCGUUAACACCCAGUGCCGUCCGAUCAAUCACACGGGAAUAUGUACUUGUCUUCCGGGUUACGAAGGAAAUCCGCACACGCAGUGCACUCUGUUGGGAUAUGAAUGUGAAACAAACAGUGACUGUGGUUCUGGUUAUAUCUGUGUUAACCAUCAAUGUAAAGAUAUUAACGAAUGCUUAAAGGAUAGAGGUCCUUGUUCCUUCGGUGCUAUUUGUACUAAUAUUCCUGGAAGUUACAGAUGCAACUGUCCACCUGGUUUUAAUGGAGAUCCUUACAAAGGAAGAUGCCAUGAAAUAAUACCAGGAUGUACGCACAACCACGAUUGUGCCGAUAAUGAAGCUUGUAACACCCUGACUAAAGAAUGUUAUGAUGUAUGUACAAAACGAGGAGUAUGUGGAAGAGGAGCACUAUGCAAGGCAUCUAAUCAUCGGCAUGAAUGUUACUGUCCGUCGGGACUUUCCGGAAAUCCUUAUGUCGAAUGUAGUGUUUUCGAAACAUGCCAUUCGCACCAAGAAUGUUCGGGAAAUCUUCACUGUCUCGGUUCUUAUUGUGGUUGUCCUCAACCAUUUAAACAAGUUGGAGUAUUUUGCAUACUGACUAGUCAAAAUUGCACAACAACCAACCCUUGUCCGGAAAAUCAAAAAUGUGUAUAUUCUGGUGGUUCUACCGGAUUCUGUGUUUGUCCACGUGGUUUUGUAUUAAUGACUAAUGGAAUCUGCAGAGAUUUGAAUGAAUGCGAGCAGACUCCUUUCCCAUGUGGACAUGGUGCACAAUGUUUCAAUACUGUUGGCAGUUACAGAUGUCAGUGUCCUCCAGGAACUGAAGGAGAACCUUACGUUUCAGGCUGUCAUCGUCCAGAAGGUUCUUGUCUUCACGAUGGCGAAUGUCCAGAUCACCUAGCUUGUGAUACUGUCUCUCAACAAUGCUAUGAUCCAUGCAUAGUUAAAAAUCCGUGUGGACGCAAUGCCGAAUGUCACGUUCGUAAGCACAUUCCUCAAUGUGAAUGUAGGGCUGGAUUUUCUGGUGAACCAACAAGAGGCUGUUUCUUCAUUCAGGGUUGUCAAAGCCAUCAAAGUUGUCCUGGAAAUCUCUUCUGUUUACCAAAUGGAUACUGUGGAUGUCCGGGAGAAUUUAGACGACUUUCGGACUUUUGCAUUCUUACUAGUAUAAAUUGCACAACAACUAAUCCGUGUCCAGAAAACCAACAGUGUGUAUAUGUUGGAAGUGAUAUUGGAUUCUGUGUGUGUCCAAGAGGAUUUAAACUACUUACAACUGGAGUUUGUAUAGAUGUUGAUGAAUGUAGCGAAGGUGGCUUUGAUAUAUGCGGAGAUGGAGCAGAAUGUAGAAAUACACUUGGAAGUUAUGAAUGUUAUUGUCCAAGUGGAUUUGAGGGGGAACCGUAUAAUGGCAUCUGUCGACGUAAAGAUGUGGGAUGUUCAAGCGAUCACCAAUGUAGAUAUAACGAAGCUUGUGAUCUUCAUACUAAAGAAUGCUAUGAUGUUUGCUCAUUAAAACAACAUUGUGGAAGAAAUGCUUUGUGCCGUGCAGAAAAUCAUAAACCAAAAUGUUCUUGUCCUCCGGGCUAUGUAGGAAAUGCAUAUUCUGGAUGUUAUAGAGAGGAAAUUUGCGGCAGAGAUUAUUCAUGUCCUGGAAAUCUUGUUUGUUUGGAUAGUAAAACGUGUGGUUGUCCACCAGAUUAUCAGCGUCUUGGAGAUUAUUGUUUAUUGACAAGUCGAAAUUGCACUACUACAAAUCCUUGUCCAUCCAAUGAAGAAUGUCUUUACACUGGACAAAUGUUAGGUUUUUGUGUUUGCCCCAGAGGAUAUGAAAUAAUGACAAAUGGAAUUUGUAAAGAUAUUGAUGAAUGUGAAAGAUUUGAACAUCCCUGUGCACCCGGUGCCAAAUGUGUCAAUUUACCGGGAAGUCGUCGAUGCACUUGUCCAGCAGGCACUAUUGGUGAUGCAUAUAUCACUGGAUGUGAAGUUAUUGAUAAGAGUUGUCGAUCAAAUGAAGAUUGUCCCUCUGAUAAAGAAUGCAGUGUUGGUAGUGGACAAUGUAUUAACCCAUGUUAUCGAUGUGGUAAAAGUGCUGCUUGUACAGUCACUAAUCACGAAGCUAUUUGUACUUGUCCACCGCAUACCAGAGGAGAUCCGUAUGACACGACAUUUGGAUGCUACAAGAGGGAAGAACCACCAGAAACUCCACCACCUCCAAGCGAUUUAUCAGUUGUAUGCUUAGCAGAUGGCAUCCAAGUGUCUAUACAAUUAGAUGGUUUUAAUGGUGUCAUUUAUGUGAAAGGACAGAGCCAAGAUCCACAGUGUCGCCGAAUAGUCAGUAGUAGUGAGAGAGAAAUCAUUGAUUUCAAAGUGUUGUUUAACACGUGUGGUCUUAUUCACUUAAAUGGAGAAGCAUCAUUUAUUUUGGUAAUUCAAAAACAUCCUAAAUUAGUGACAUAUCGUGCAAGAGCUUAUCAUAUAAAAUGUGUAUACAGUACUGGAGAAAAGACAAUUACACUUGGAUUUAAUGUCAGUAUGAUCACAACAUCUGGAACAAUUGCAAAUACUGGUCCACCACCUACUUGUCUGAUGACUAUUAUAUCAGAUAGGGAGGAAGAAGUCAGUAGUGCAGAGAUUGGAGAAAAUCUCUUACUUAAAGUGGAAGUGAAACCUGACUAUAUUUAUGGAGGUUUUGCUCGAAGUUGUGUGGCUAAAACAAUGGAAGACAAUGAAGAAAUACAAUACGAAGUUACAGAUAAUGAAGGAUGUGCCACUGAACCCAAAAUUUUUGGAAAUUGGAUACUCAAUCAUACUGAUAAAACACUUCGUGCAAGGUUUAAUGCAUUUAAAUUUCCUACUAGUAACAAUUUACGUUUCCAAUGCAAUAUCAGAGUUUGUUUCGGCUCCUGCCCACCGAUUAACUGUAAUGGUAUUGAUGCUCACGGAAGACGUAAGCGUCAAGCAGACAAUAGAGAUUUGGUGGUUGGAGGAGACAGUUUCCAAGAGGGUGCAUUGAGAGAAGAAAUUACAGUACAAUCUAAUGCAAUACUCACAAUAGAAAGGAGAGAGACUCAAGUUGCACCUACUACAGAAGGGCCAACAAUUGAAGAGAUUGAUAAUGUUUGCCUACCAAAACUUGGACUCAUUAUCUCUUUGGUGAUAACGACCCUUCUAGCAUUAGUAGCUGUAGCUGUAGCCAUAUCCUGUUGGUUAAUGGCCUACAGGCGCAAGUCAAAAACUUCAGGACCACUGCCUCAUCCACCGGAUUUUCCCAACCCCCUGUACACUACGCCAGAACCGGUUGCGGAACCUUCGCCAGACUAUUACCCUUCCUCUCAUCGCAGUCUGUGAUAUAACAGCUACUCACAGCCAUGAACUUUUAACGAUUUCUAUUAAUGCAACAACUCUCUCGUCAGAGGAAAAGCACUGUCUAAAACUCUCGCGUACAAUCCCUCGUGUUCUAUGUGCCAUACUGAAGAACCAAGUGUCAUCAAGCGGAAUACUACGCGAGAGUGCACUGCCACAAUUACUUCUUCUGGCAAUUGAGUUA
Messenger RNA from Centruroides sculpturatus (bark scorpion), 14492 nucleotides. Its product is annotated as fibrillin-1-like. Lineage: Eukaryota; Metazoa; Arthropoda; Arachnida; Scorpiones; Buthidae. Gene Ontology annotation, molecular function: calcium ion binding. The transcript is spliced from 118 exons. The record is from RefSeq and is a predicted model, not a curated record.